Messenger RNA from Ipomoea nil (Japanese morning glory), 1167 nucleotides. Its product is annotated as splicing factor U2af small subunit B-like. Gene Ontology annotation, cellular component: U2AF complex; spliceosomal complex. Bases 398 to 1159 code for a protein of 253 amino acids. The record is from RefSeq and is a predicted model, not a curated record. Gene Ontology annotation, molecular function: pre-mRNA 3'-splice site binding; metal ion binding. Gene Ontology annotation, biological process: mRNA splicing, via spliceosome. Lineage: Eukaryota; Viridiplantae; Streptophyta; Magnoliopsida; Solanales; Convolvulaceae. The transcript is spliced from 2 exons.
AGUGCGUGAAUGAAUUUUUUGACGAUCAUGAAUGACUUUCUGGUGCAUUAACAUUGCAACAAGAUAUUAAUGAUUUUCUAGUAUCCAACUUUUUUGUUAUAGAACAGAUAUAUCUCUUUUCAUGUUUUUUACUGAUCAGAGUUUCAUCUUGAAGAGACAACACGGAGGAAGAGGAAACCAGUUUCUAUGGUGAGGGGUAACUUUGUCUAUUUGUAGAAAGUGAAUUUUAUCAAUUUGUAAAAAUUGUCCAUUCCUCAUUAAAUCAGCUCAUUUCAGUCAAAAAGCCCUGUAUGUUGAUACCAGAUUUAGGGUUUUGAUAGGUGUAGCAAAUUCUUUUGAUUUGAUCAGCAAUAUAAUCCCUAAUUCUAAUUCUGAGCCAAUCGUAUUCGGAUUGGAAAUGGCGGAGCACUUGGUUUCGAUUUCGGGAACAGAGAAAGGCCGCGUGAACUGUCCUUUCUACUUGAAGAUCGGAGCUUGUCGUCACGGCGAUCGUUGCUCACGUCUCCACAAUCGCCCCACCGUCUCCCCAACUCUCCUCCUCUGCAAUCUGUACCAGCGGCCGGACAUGAGCGACCCGCAAGGCCAGCCCCUUGACGCCGGCAGGAUCCAGGAACAUUUCGAGGAUUUCUACGAGGACAUCUUCGAGGAGCUGAGUAAGUUGGGCGAGAUCGAGAGCGUGAACGUGUGCGACAACCUCGCCGUUCACAUGAUCGGCAAUGUUUAUGUUGAGUUCAAGGAGGAAGAGCAGGCGGCCGCCGCCUUGCAGGCUCUGCAGGGUCGGGUCUACUGUGGACGCCCUAUUGUUGCGGAAUUCUGUCCGGUAACGGAUUUUCGCGAGGCGAAGUGCCGGCAAUUUGAGGAGAAUUGCUGCAAUCGUGGUGGGUUUUGUAACUUUAUGCAUGCGAAGGUGAUUGGUAGAGGGCUCCGGAGGAAGCUGUUUGGGAGAUCCCGCUGGUAUAGGGGAAGCCGGAGCCGGAGCCGGAGCCGGAGUCCUCCUCCUCCGGUUUGCAAUUACAAGAGAGAGAGAGACAAUGAUGGUGGUGAAGACGGAGGAUUACAGGCAGGGCAGGGGAGCCAUGUAAGCGUAAGGGAAGGGAGUGAGGAGCGUAGAGCCAGGAUUGAGCAAUGGAAUGUGGAGAGGGAAGGGAGGCAGUCUUGAGACUGCUC